This is a messenger RNA of Dipodomys spectabilis (banner-tailed kangaroo rat), 373 nucleotides long. RefSeq names its product 10 kDa heat shock protein, mitochondrial-like. Bases 10 to 303 code for a protein of 97 amino acids. The transcript has a single exon. Gene Ontology annotation, molecular function: protein-folding chaperone binding; metal ion binding; ATP binding. The record is from RefSeq and is a predicted model, not a curated record. Gene Ontology annotation, cellular component: mitochondrial matrix. NCBI's taxonomy places the organism in Eukaryota, Metazoa, Chordata, Mammalia, Rodentia, Heteromyidae.
CCGACAGUCAUGGCAGGACAAGCAUUUAGGAAGUUUCUUCCUCUGUUUGACUGGGUGUUGGUCGAAAGGAGUGCAGCCGAAACUGUAACCAAAGGAGGCAUUACACUUCCAGAAAAGUCUCAAGGAAAAGUAUUGCAAGCCACCGUAGUGGCCGUGGGAUCAGGCUCUAAAAGAAAGGGUGGAGAGAUUCAGCCAGUUAGUGUGAAAGUGGGUGAUAAAUAUGGAGGCACCAAAGUAGUUCUAGAUGACAAGGAUUAUUUCUUAUUUAGGGAUGGUGACAUUCUUGGGAAGUUUGUAGAGUGAAUAUAUCACUGAAAUGGCAUCAUGUGAAGCUGCACAUUCCAUGCAAGUUCUGAGAUCUUUCAUCAUGUAA